GAGGUGAAUCAACGUCUCGGCCAUGUGUGUUAGUGUUGUGUUACCCAUGUGAAAUUAACAGAUAAGCGAUAAGAGUCUAAAACGCAGCUUUAACGCACAACGUGGCCGAUUAAAACAGCUGCUGCUUCAUGAACCGAGUCGCUAAAAAGUGUGUUGUUGCGAUAUUUGAGAUAACAGCAAAAGUUUCUCCCCCAAAAAAUCCCUAAUUCUUGUUAAUAUUUGCUGAGGCCGGUUAGUGAUUAACUUGCAGCAGCUGCACAGUCCCAGCACAGCACGCGCUACACAGAGAGAGCGAGCCACUCCGGUCAUUGAGUCCGCUUCACCAUGCACUGUGUCCGGGUUUGGAGGAGUGUGAGUCCCGCGUGUCGAGCAGCUCAUUCCGCAUUAUGGAGACGAGCUCAGAGCCGCACAGCAACAACCACCACCAGGCUGGACCUCAGCGGGAUUUAUCCGCCUAUAGCGACUCCUUUCACCGCCAAGGAGGACGUGGACUACCAGAGACUGGAGGACAACCUGCAGAAAUAUGCAAAGAUACCAUUUAAAGGUCUGGUGGUUCAAGGCUCUAACGGUGAAUAUCCGUACCUGACGGAGGAGGAGCGGGUGGAGGUGGUGAGGAGAGUCAGACGCUCGCUGCCAGCCCAGAAACUGGUGAUGGCAGGAUCCGGCUGUGAAUCCACCAGAGCAACGGUGCAGCUCACCGAGAAGAUGGCGGCAGCCGGAGCCGACGCCGUCCUCGUGGUGACACCAUGCUUCUAUAAAGGCAAGAUGGACAGCCGCGCUUUGAUCCAGCACUUCACCAAGGUGGCGGACAGCAGCCCGGUGCCGGUGGUUCUGUACAGCGUGCCGGCCAACACGGGGCUGGAGCUGCCGGUGGACGCUGUGGUGCAUCUCUCUCAGCACCCAAACAUCCUGGGCAUCAAAGACAGCGGAGGAGACACGGCGGGUCUUCUGCGGACAGGCUCGUCCUCCUCGUUUCGAUUUGUCUCACAGCGUCUGACUGCAUGA
Scomber japonicus (chub mackerel) is the source of this 1005-nucleotide messenger RNA. It is a transcript of the gene hoga1, whose product is annotated as 4-hydroxy-2-oxoglutarate aldolase 1. The record is from RefSeq and is a predicted model, not a curated record. The transcript has 5 exons. Gene Ontology annotation, molecular function: 4-hydroxy-tetrahydrodipicolinate synthase activity; N-acetylneuraminate lyase activity. The coding region runs from base 325 to 1005 and encodes 226 amino acids. Gene Ontology annotation, biological process: N-acetylneuraminate catabolic process. Lineage: Eukaryota; Metazoa; Chordata; Actinopteri; Scombriformes; Scombridae.